UUAGAGUCACUACAAGCGGAGACACCUGAUUGGCUGGACAGCAGACCGGAAGUGCGUCUGUUUCCCAGCUGUGCUGAAAACAAAACAAGGCAAGCUGCGACUGCACCAUGAUGGAUGAGCUGGUGCAGGACCUGGUGUCGGCUCUGGAGCAGACCUCAGAGCAAAGCAAGCUGGGAGAGCUGUGGCAGGAAAUGGUCCUGAGUCCGCUGCACCAGCGCCGGCAGAUCCGCCGCAGCAGAGGCCACAGACGCUACCGUCAAUCUUCCCUCUAUCCGCUGCAGCACAGACGCUGCUGGAUCGAGGCCUCGGAGUCCAGCUUAGACGAAACUAAAGGACACAGAGAGAAGUCUUCCUCCUCCAUCGCCGCAUCUGUGGCCAACUGCAGUGACUCUGACGACGUGACCCCCACCAACCGAUGGCGCUCCGUAAUGAGAGGCCCGGUCAGGAAUAGGCAGCCUUCCUGGCCAGAGUCCGACUCCUUCACCGAGAAUAAUCCAGGACGCCAGCUCAGGAGGAGGAGGAAGGUCAAACGUAUGACCUCAGACGUCACGGUUAGGUUGCAGCAGAAGUUAAAGGUUUCCAGUGUAGAUGGGAAAAGAAGACAGAAGCCGUCCAGGAUGCAACAUCUGGCGGGAUCCAAGAAAAGGUCUGGAAGUUGGGUGGCAGCAGACCGGCCGACUGAAGGAGCCCGGCUGAUGGGGAAGGAGUGCUGGAAGAGGAAGAUGGCCAAGGAACACAGAGAUGCUGCAGAUGAGAACAUGUCUGAAGGGGAAACCAGCAGCACAUGCAGCAGUGACCCUGGCCUCUUCACCAAUGAUGAGGGAAGACAAGGCGAUGACGAGCAGAGCGACUGGUUCUUCGAGGGGGACUGCGGGGUCGGGACCAGUGUAGCCGGACUGCUGCCCGGCUGGGACUCGGACGGCCAGCUGGACAACCGGCCCCCCCCCACCUUCCUGCAACCUGCAAGGCCCCCUCAGAGAGGGUAUCGGUAUCACUCACGCCUGAAGCGAGUGCCUGGCUCUGCCGCCUGCUGCAUGAGGAGGGACAGGAGGAGGCUCCCCAGCAAGAGCCAGGGCAUGCCGGUGUUUGUAGAGAGGCUGAGACAAUACUCCCAAGAUCCUUACCAGAGAGACUUUUGGCGGCCUCCUGUUGGAAAGCGAGACAGAAGCCAGUUAAACCCUUUGUGCCAAUUACCCGUGUGUCAGAGAGCUCCGGUCUCAGAUGUUCUUCCUCAAUCUGCAGAAACAGGCAGACUGAGGUCUCCUGUGCACACCACCCCGCAGUGACAUCAGGAGGACAGCAGCGGUGUCCGUCACAACAUCAGCAAGCAACUCAUUUCACAAGGAUCACCGGAGAGAAGAGGCACAGGGAGCCAGUAACACCUCAACCCUAGUGGGACCAAGAGCACCAGG
Messenger RNA from Notothenia coriiceps (black rockcod), 1412 nucleotides. RefSeq names its product G patch domain-containing protein 2-like. Lineage: Eukaryota; Metazoa; Chordata; Actinopteri; Perciformes; Nototheniidae. The transcript has 10 exons. The coding region runs from base 108 to 1286 and encodes 392 amino acids. The record is from RefSeq and is a predicted model, not a curated record.